Molecule: messenger RNA, 1034 nt
Organism: Drosophila mojavensis
Lineage: Eukaryota; Metazoa; Arthropoda; Insecta; Diptera; Drosophilidae
Product: ubiquitin domain-containing protein 1
Exons: 4
Coding region: 217-978 (253 amino acids)
Molecular function (GO): protein binding
Source: RefSeq, a predicted model, not a curated record
UGACUGGGAGCGAUAAAAUAUUUUUGAACGAGCUAGUUCGUUCGUUCUGUUCGUCUUAUCGAACUAUGGGAACUUUUCAACGAAACUCUGGUCACAUUGCGUAAAAAUUGUAUGUCGCGUUGUUCGGCUGUUGCUCGUGUAAAAAUUAUAAAAAUACAGAAACGCACAAAUCGAAACCACCCAAUUUAAUGUGAGUAUAAACACAAGGCCGCAACAAUGGGAGCCUGUGUAUGUCGCAUGAAUCCCGACAAUGAGACAAUGAGUGUUUCCUCGGCAAGCGCUUCGCGUCCGGUCAGCGCAGGGAUUGCAUUGGGGGGCGCUGCGCGUAAAAAUCGCCCAUUGUGCCAUGAGACCAUAAAAUGGCGCUCCGACGUACCUUUAACCGAAGGACAACUGCGCUCAAAGCGUGACGAGUUUUGGGACACGGCUCCUGCAUUUGACGGACGAAAGGAGAUUUGGGAUGCCCUUCGUGCUGCCACAAAUGCAGCCGAAUGUCUUGAUUUUCAAAUGGCCCAGGCAAUUUUAGAUGGCGCUAACGUAUCUGUGCCCAAUGGCUACCUCACAGAAUGCUACGACGAGUUGGGAACACAAUACAAGGUACCUAUUUACUGUCUGUCAUAUCCCAUUAACAUUGUAAAGGAAGAGAAUGGACGUGAUUCGCCAGCCGAAUACUCAGAGCCCGUUGACGGUGGAACCGAAAUCAUUCUUAAGCUGCGCAUAUCAUCUUCAAUGACUGAUGUUAAACUGCCGGUAUACUCUAAGGACACGGUGGGACAGUGCAAGAAAAAGCUGCAGUCUGUUGAGGGAGUUGAUGCGUGUUGCCAACGUUGGUUCUACAGCGGUAAGCUGCUGGGCGAUAAGGUGCCCAUUGAUGAGUGCAGCAUUCACCAAGGCUAUGUGGUGCAGGUCAUUGUUAAUACGGAGCACUACAAUCACGACAACAGCACGAGUAUUGUUCACAUGUCGCUUGCGAGCUAGCAAUGCACCAACUCCAAACUAGUCAUCUUAGGUAUCAACAGCGGCAACCAGCUUUG